This is a messenger RNA of Phacochoerus africanus (Common warthog), 3576 nucleotides long. It is a transcript of the gene KCNH4, whose product is annotated as potassium voltage-gated channel subfamily H member 4. Gene Ontology annotation, molecular function: voltage-gated potassium channel activity. Gene Ontology annotation, cellular component: membrane. Bases 1 to 3054 code for a protein of 1017 amino acids. The transcript has 17 exons. Gene Ontology annotation, biological process: regulation of membrane potential; potassium ion transmembrane transport. NCBI's taxonomy places the organism in Eukaryota, Metazoa, Chordata, Mammalia, Artiodactyla, Suidae. The record is from RefSeq and is a predicted model, not a curated record.
AUGCCGGUCAUGAAGGGGUUGCUGGCCCCGCAGAACACCUUUCUGGACACCAUCGCCACCCGCUUCGACGGCACGCACAGCAACUUCCUGCUGGCCAACGCACAGGGCCCACGGGGUUUUCCUAUCGUCUACUGCUCUGACGGCUUCUGUGAGCUCACAGGCUACGGCCGCACCGAGGUCAUGCAGAAAACCUGCAGCUGCCGUUUCCUCUACGGUCCAGAGACCAGUGAGCCAGCCCUGCAGAGGCUGCACAAGGCCCUGGAGGGCCAUCAGGAGCACCGGACUGAAAUCUGCUUCUACCGAAAGGAUGGCUCGGCCUUUUGGUGCCUCCUGGACAUGAUGCCCAUCAAGAACGAGAUGGGGGAGGUCGUGCUUUUCCUCUUUUCCUUCAAGGACAUCACUCAGAGUGGAGGCCCCGGACUGGGUGCCCCCGGAGGCCAUGCGGACAGUAAUCAUGAAAAUUCCCUUGGCAGGAGGGGCGCCAGCUCGAGACUUCGAUCCGCCAGGAGGCAGAGCCGUGCUGUCCUACACCGACUGACUGGCCACUUUGGCCGCCGGGGCCAGGGAGGCACGAAAACCAAUAACGUGUUUGAGACAAAGCCAUCAGUGCCUGAAUACAAGGUAGCCUCCGUGGGGGGGUCUCGCUGCCUCCUCCUCCACUACAGCGUCCCCAAGGCCGUCUGGGAUGGCCUCAUCCUCCUCGCCACCUUCUACGUUGCGGUCACUGUCCCCUACAAUGUCUGCUUCUCGGGUGACGACGACACCCCUAUCACUUCUCGACACACCCUCGUCAGCGACAUCGCUGUGGAGAUGCUCUUCAUCCUGGAUAUCAUCCUGAACUUCCGCACCACCUAUGUGUCCCAGUCUGGCCAGGUGGUCUCUGCUCCUCGUUCCAUUGGCCUCCACUAUCUGGCCACCUGGUUCUUUGUGGACCUUAUCGCGGCUCUGCCUUUUGACCUGCUUUACGUCUUCAACAUCACCGUGACAUCUCUGGUACACCUGCUGAAGACUGUGCGGCUGCUGAGGCUGCUCCGCUUGCUGCAGAAGCUGGAGCGGUACUCACAGUGCAGCGCCGUGGUGCUCACGCUGCUCAUGUCCGUCUUUGCACUCCUUGCCCACUGGAUGGCCUGCGUCUGGUAUGUCAUCGGGCGUCGGGAGAUGGAGGCCAAUGACCCGCUGCUCUGGGACAUCGGCUGGUUGCACGAGCUGGGCAAGCGGCUGGAGGUGCCCUAUGUCAACGGCUCUGCGGGCGGCCCCUCGCGGCGCAGCGCCUACAUCGCCGCGCUCUACUUCACGCUGAGCAGCCUCACCAGCGUGGGCUUCGGCAACGUGUGCGCCAACACCGACGCCGAGAAGAUCUUCUCCAUCUGCACGAUGCUCAUAGGCGCGCUGAUGCACGCGGUGGUGUUCGGGAACGUGACGGCCAUCAUCCAGCGCAUGUACUCGCGCCGCUCGCUCUACCACAGCCGCAUGAAGGACCUCAAGGACUUCAUCCGCGUGCACCGCCUGCCCCGGCCGCUCAAGCAGCGCAUGCUCGAAUACUUCCAGACCACGUGGGCGGUCAACAGCGGCAUAGACGCCAACGAGUUACUGCGUGACUUCCCAGACGAGCUGAGAGCUGACAUUGCUAUGCACCUGAAUCGGGAGAUCCUGCAGCUGCCGCUGUUUGGAGCAGCGAGCAGGGGCUGCCUGCGGGCCCUCUCCCUGCACAUCAAGACCUCGUUCUGCGCUCCGGGCGAGUACCUGUUGCGCCGUGGGGACGCCCUGCAGGCGCACUACUAUGUCUGCUCUGGCUCGCUUGAGGUGCUCCGAGACAACAUGGUGCUGGCCAUCCUGGGAAAGGGAGACCUGAUUGGGGCAGAUAUCCCUGAGGCAGGGCAGGAGCCUGGGUCAGGCACAGCCCCAAGCUGUGUGCUGAAGACCAGCGCUGAUGUGAAGGCGCUGACCUACUGCGGCCUGCAGCAGCUGAGCAGCCGAGGGCUGGCUGAGGUCCUGAGGCUGUAUCCUGAGUAUGGGGCUGCCUUCCGGGCUGGCCUGCCCCGGGACCUCACCUUCAACCUGCGCCAGGGCUCUGACACCCAUGGCCUCAGCCGCUUUUCCCGAUCCCCUCGCCUCUCGCAGCCCCGCUCGGAAAGCCUGGGCUCCUCCUCAGACAAGACCCUGCCAUCCGUCACAGAGGCCGAGGCUGGGGCCGAGACUGGCGGUGGUCCCAGGCCCCGCCGGCCCCUCCUGCUGCCCAACCUCAGCCCGGCGCGGCCCCGGGGCUCCCUGGUCAGCCUUUUGGGGGAGGAGCUGCCCCCAUUCUCAGCCCUUGUCUCCUCUCCUUCCCUGUCCCCGUCGUCCCUUUCCCCUGCCCUGGCUGGCCGGGGCCACAGCCCCUCCCCUCAUGGCCCCCCCAGGGGCUCUGCUGCCUGGAAGCCCCCCCAGCUUCUCAUUCCCCCACUGGGAACCUUUGGACCUCCGGACCUCAGUCCCCGGAUAGUGGAUGGCAUUGAGGACUCUGGCAGCACGGCAGAAGCCCCUACGUUCCGGUUCAGCAGGAGACCUGAGCACCCUAGGCCUCGCUCACAGGCCCCUCCUGUGGGAACAACACCCCGCCGGGAACUGGCUAUGGAGACCGAGGAGGUGAAGGAGAAGGUCUGCAGGCUGAACCAGGAGAUCUCCCGCCUCAACCAGGAGGUGUCUCAGCUUAGCCGCGAGCUUCGACAUAUGAUGGGCCUGCUACAGGCCAGGCUGGGUCCCCCAGGCCACCCAACAGUCUCAGCUUGGCCCCCAGACCUACCCUGCCCUCAGCGGAGGCCUCCAUGCAUCUCUCCCUGUCUGUCCGGACCACCACCUAGCCUCCAGGAUACUACUCUCGCUGAGGUCCACCGCCCAGCCAGUGCGGGGACAGCAGAGAUGGGGAGUGUCCCCUCCGACCUGAGACCCUCCAUGCCAUCCCCCUACCCCUCAGAGCCUGACCCUCUGGGACCCUCCCCAGUGCCAGAGGCCUCACCUCCGACCUCACGCCUCAUGAGGCACAGCUUCCGGUCCAGGUCAGACACGUUCCACUGACCCUGGCCACGGGCCCAGCCUGGCUGGGGUGGGCAUUGUGGCCCGCUGUCCAGGGAGGGGCUGGGCCCCCUGGCCUCCUGCCUCGGGUCAGCAGCCACCAGCUGGUCUGGUCGGUUCUAGAUUCUCUGACCUUUUUAACAAAACCUGGUCACUUCUGACCCUUUCCCUUUUCCAAACCCUCCUCUAUCCUCCUCUGUGAGGGGAGCCACCUGAGGCCGUGGACCCAGCAGGCAUGAGAUGGACCGCGGUGCCCACUGAGAUGGGCAGAUGAGAUGUCUGGCUUUCUCCCCAGGACCUGGAGGCAGGCCGUCACUAAAAGUGGUCUCUUCUGCUGCCAGGAACUUGACGCAGUCCUAGCAGCACUCCUCCCCCCACCCCACCCCAGACCUCAGCCACGCCUGUUCUCCCCUUUCCACCUCAGGGCCCUGACUUCUCAACAACUCCCCUUGGUCUCCAGCUCUCCUUUACCACUCAACACCCUGGGCUCACUUUUGGAUAGAAAAUAAACUCUUUAUUUUUGUA